Pelmatolapia mariae (spotted tilapia) is the source of this 954-nucleotide messenger RNA. RefSeq names its product potassium channel subfamily K member 9-like. The transcript is spliced from 2 exons. The record is from RefSeq and is a predicted model, not a curated record. Bases 1 to 954 code for a protein of 317 amino acids. Gene Ontology annotation, biological process: stabilization of membrane potential; potassium ion transmembrane transport. NCBI's taxonomy places the organism in Eukaryota, Metazoa, Chordata, Actinopteri, Cichliformes, Cichlidae. Gene Ontology annotation, cellular component: plasma membrane. Gene Ontology annotation, molecular function: outward rectifier potassium channel activity; potassium ion leak channel activity.
AUGGCUUAUGUCGGAGAGGGCAGUUAUGGCCAUGCUGUUCCGUGCACCAAUGCUGGAAAGGCCUUCUGUAUGUUUUAUGCGCUCUUGGGCAUCCCUCUGACACUGGUCAUGUUCCAGAGCCUGGGCGAGAGGAUCAACACUUUUGUGAGAUACCUCCUGAGCAGAGUCAAGCAGGGCCUGGGCUUACAGAAGACAGAGGUGUCAAAGGGAAGCAUGGUCCUGGUGGGUUUACUGUCUUGGGUAAGCACUUUGUUUGUAGGAGCUGCAGCCUUUUCCUAUUUUGAAGGCUGGAGCUUUUUUAAUGCCUCUUACUACUGCUUUGUCACACUUAUUACCAUUGGGUUUGGAGAUUUUGUAGCCUUGCAGACAAAAGAUGCCCUCCAGAAGCAACCUACAUAUGUGGCAUUUAGCUUCAUGUACAUUCUAGUUGGGCUGACGGUCAUCGGAGCAUUUCUGAACCUGGUGUUGAGGUUUCUCACUGUAAGCUCAGGUGAGCUUGAUGGGAGCUCCACAGCAGGGGAAGAAGAGCAGGAGUACAGGGAGAUCGUGGACACUGGAGAAGAAACUGCUGAGGACCUAUGUAAGGAUGAUGAAGUUGAACUUAACAGGCUUACCUUUCCCAUGGAGGGGUGCAACAGCUUUGUCAGCCUCCUCUCUUCUCCUGCAGAGGAGCACAGACCUAUUAUACCCAAGAAUGCAAACCUGCCUGAACCCAGCAGACUCCAGGCUUUGUUCCUUUGCAUGUGCUGUUGCAUGGACGUUUACAACAGCGCCUCUCAGUCCUACUGUGACCAGACAAGCGGCCAUAGCAACCCUGUCUUUUACAGUACCAUCUCCUACAGAGCGGACCAGGCCCCUUGCAGCUUCUACACCAUGUUAUCACAAGCCUCCCCCAGCAGCACGGCACUCUGUCUGGGCAAGAACAAUUCUCACAGCAGGCGGAAAUCACUCUGA